Melitaea cinxia (Glanville fritillary) is the source of this 407-nucleotide messenger RNA. RefSeq lists its product as uncharacterized. The record is from RefSeq and is a predicted model, not a curated record. NCBI's taxonomy places the organism in Eukaryota, Metazoa, Arthropoda, Insecta, Lepidoptera, Nymphalidae. The transcript is spliced from 2 exons. Gene Ontology annotation, cellular component: mitochondrion. Bases 12 to 344 code for a protein of 110 amino acids. Gene Ontology annotation, biological process: mitochondrial electron transport, cytochrome c to oxygen.
AAUUUUUUUAUAUGGCAGCACGAUUUUUAGUAUUUUUUUUUUUCCAUUAUCGAUUAGUGGCAUCCCUGAAUGGAUUUUUACUUAUCAGUGAUUUGAUUGUAUAUAGUGAAAUUUCAGUAAAAACUAAAACCUUCAACAUGCUGGCCAUUAGGAACCUUCUUAGAAACAACCAAGUUGUUAAAAAUGUCGUACAACAGAGAAACAUGAGCGGCAUCGCCGUUCCAGCCAGGAAUAAAGUUUCCAAGGGUGAGAUGUUCUUCCUAGCCAGUUCCAUGGCAAUUGCCUGGCUAGCGAUCCCCGCCUGGGUGCUGGUCAACCUCAAGCAUUACCGCGACAAGAACUAAGUGUGCAUAACAUCAAUAUGUAGUGUAUUAUAUGUUGUUUUAAGUAAAGGUUAAUUUAACAAG